UAGCAGUUUUUAUAUCUUGUCUGUUGUCUCAUUUAAUACUGUAUUAUAGUCUGUGUCGUCUGUCAUAUUAUAUUAUUUAAUAUUUAUAUAUUUUUUGAAUUAAAUUUUAUAUUUUGGCUUAUUAGUUAUUGCUUAAACUUAACUUUGUACUUUUAUAGUUUUGUUUGUUGUCAUGGUCUUACCAAGCCGCAUUGUCUAUUAUUUCGUCUGAAGUUUGGGAUUUUAUGUUCAAUUAUUUAUUAAUUAACUUCAUUUCUAUGAUGUCUAAACAGAAUAUAGAAGUCGCAAUUUUGAAGUCUUAUCCUCAUCACAACAUGUUAAGUUACUGUGAAAACAGGCCAAAAUACAGACAAGGACGAAAACUUACAGCGAUUAAGGUUUAUACGGUGAACGAUGAAUCACAACAUUUGUUGAUCAGAGGAGUGCCAUCUGUCAAUUUACACGAUGAAGUGGAAAAAUUAUGCAAGCGUUAUGGUAAUGUAUUAAGUAUUCGACAAGUACAAUUUGAAGACCAAGAAGAAUUUACUCAUAGUUUUCAUGUGAUAUUUAUUCGGAUACAAUCUGCCAGAUUUGCAAAAAAACAAAUGGACACUAAAAACUUCUUUGGUGGAAUUUUACAUGUUUGCUAUGCACCUGAACUUGAAUCCAUUGAGCAAACUAGAUCAAAAUUACAGAUGAGAAUGAUAGAAGUUAAAAAACAUAUUAAUAAAAUUGGUUUAGACCAUACCUAUAAGAAAGAAUUGUCUUCUGCGUUAUUACAUCAUGACCUUCCUACUCCAUCUCAUGAUUUAAUGUUACAAAGUUGUAGUUCUAAUUCUCAAAAACAAAAUCGUUGGCUAGAAGGAGGUCUUAAGUGCUCAUAUAUUAUACCAAAGCCUGAUUCUUUAAACACUAAAAAAGAAAUAAAAAUAAAUAAAUCAAAUAUCAAAGAUUUGACUUCGUUAGAUUCGAAUACGCUGAAAUUUGUUCCUAGGCAACUACAAAUAGCUUCUCCAGUAUCCAAAAUUAAGAAGCCUAAUCGUAUUAUAUUCCAUUAACAUAUUGCUGAUAAAAUUAAUUAAAUGUUUAUUAUGUAUAAUAUUUUUAUAUAUCUUACUAAUAUAUUUAUUUAUUUAAA
Molecule: messenger RNA, 1117 nt
Organism: Rhopalosiphum padi (bird cherry-oat aphid)
Lineage: Eukaryota; Metazoa; Arthropoda; Insecta; Hemiptera; Aphididae
Product: RNA-binding protein 48
Exons: 6
Coding region: 225-1037 (270 amino acids)
Cellular component (GO): nucleoplasm
Molecular function (GO): nucleic acid binding
Source: RefSeq, a predicted model, not a curated record